GAUGACGUCAGUGACUGCGCUCGAGCGUCGCGUCGCGUCGCGUCCCUGCUGCUAGCCCCGAGCUGAGGGGCCCUGGCCAACAUGGUGUUGGGGAGCCGCGCGCUGCUCCGGAAGGUCAGCGCGCCGCGAGCCCUGUGUCCGGCCGGAGCUCCCCCUUAUGGCAGCUUUAUAGAUGAUCUGAGAAUCUAUGUGAAAGGAGGAACCGGUGGAAUGGGGCAUCCUCGCUUGGGUGGAGAAGGAGGGAGAGGCGGUGAUGUCUGGCUUGUAGCUAAAGAAAAAACUACCUUAAAGAGAAUUAAAGGCAGAUUUCCCCAGAAACGCUUUGUAGCUGGAGCAGGAGCCAACAGUAGUGUUUCUGCACUGAAAGGUGAAAAGGGAACAGAUUGUGAAGUUGAUGUGCCUCUGGGAAUUUCAGUUACUUCCUGUGAUGGGAAACAGAUUGGAGAACUUAAUAAAGCAGGAGAGAGAAUACUGGUAGCUCGUGGAGGUAUUGGUGGCUGUUUGGUUACAAAUUUCUUGCCUUUGAAAGGCCAGAUACAAAUAGUCCAUCUUGAUUUGAAACUUAUAGCAGAUGUUGGCUUAGUUGGAUUUCCAAAUGCAGGAAAAUCCUCUUUGCUAAGCAGGGUUUCUCAUGCGAAACCUCAGAUUGCAGAUUAUCCUUUCACAACAUUAAAACCUGAACUGGGAAAGAUCGUGUAUCCAGAUUAUAAGCAGGUCUCAGUAGCCGAUCUUCCAGGAUUGAUUGAAGGUGCACAUGCAAACAAAGGAAUGGGCCACAAAUUCCUCAAGCAUGUAGAAAGAACCAAACAGCUUCUCUUUGUAGUUGAUAUUUCUGGGUUUCGGCUAUCUUCAAAAACUCGAUUCAGAACAGCUUUUGAAACUGUACUGCUUCUAACACAGGAGCUAGAGUUGUACAAAGAAGACCUUCGGACAAAGCCCGCACUUCUUGCCGUUAAUAAAAUGGAUUUGCCUAAUGCUCAGGAUAGCUUGAAUGAACUUAUGAAACAACUACAGAAUCCUCAAGACUCUUUACAUUUAGUGGAGAAAGAGCUGAUUCCACAGAGCACCAUAGACUUUAAGGAUAUUAUUCCUGUAUCUGCCCAUACUGGAGAAGGAAUAGAGGAACUAAAAACCUGUAUAAGAAAAUCACUAGAUGAAGAAGCAGAGAAGGAGAAUGAAGAAUAUCAGAAAGAGAAACUUCGUAUUUUACAGACUUCAGAAGUAUAACAUAAUUAAAGGAGGGAAUCCAUUUUUGGAUAUUGGAUCAAUCUUUAUGAACAUCUGAGUGGAUGCUAAAUUUGUCUUUUGUCAAAAAUACGGUCCUCAUGAGAUUGAACUCAACUUCAUAGUUCUGACUCUAUGCCACUAUCAAUUGAACCUUCUUGUUUUGAAAGCAAAUCUGGAAUCAUAUCUGACACACAUUGUAAGAAAGGGGAAAUUUAAGAAAACUGUCUAAGAAUGUGAAACGAAUAAUAUCCUGCAGAUGUACAGUGAAUUUUCUGAGAAACAAAUACAUAGUCUUUUAUACA
Gopherus flavomarginatus (Mexican gopher tortoise) is the source of this 1529-nucleotide messenger RNA. RefSeq names its product GTP binding protein 10 (gene GTPBP10). Lineage: Eukaryota; Metazoa; Chordata; Testudines; Testudinidae. The record is from RefSeq and is a predicted model, not a curated record. Gene Ontology annotation, cellular component: mitochondrion. The transcript has 10 exons. Gene Ontology annotation, molecular function: magnesium ion binding; GTPase activity; GTP binding. Bases 82 to 1227 code for a protein of 381 amino acids.